This is a messenger RNA of Chelmon rostratus (copperband butterflyfish), 2152 nucleotides long. It is a transcript of the gene cdc42ep5, whose product is annotated as CDC42 effector protein (Rho GTPase binding) 5. The coding region runs from base 263 to 1174 and encodes 303 amino acids. The record is from RefSeq and is a predicted model, not a curated record. The transcript is spliced from 2 exons. Lineage: Eukaryota; Metazoa; Chordata; Actinopteri; Chaetodontiformes; Chaetodontidae.
GCCCUGACGGGCUCGCUUACGCCUGAACAGUGUCUGGUAAAGUCGAGAGCUACUUUUGCUCCAGCUCUCCCCAAUAACCGUCGCGUCACUUCCUCGCCCCAUGCCCAUCCCUUUGGAAAGAAAAAGAAAAUUCACACAGACAAACGACGGCGAGAAAAAGAGCGAGGGAAAAGUCGAGAGGGAAGCGAAAGCAAAAAGCCAGAUGAAAGAGCUGGAUACCGGAGAGGGAGCCCACCGAACACCAGAAUAUACUCUUUAAGUCAUGCCGCUGCACAAAUCAUCUCGGGCCCCUCGCCUGGACCCUACCAUGAUCUCGGCCCCACUGGGUGACUUUCGCCACACCAUGCACAUUGGGAGGGGAGGUGAUGCCUUUGGGGACACUUCCUUCCUGUCCACUCUUGGCCCGAGCCAGGCCAGCCCUGACCCUGGCAGUCCGGGGACUGUGCCAGAAGCAGACCCUCAGGUAGCAGCCAACCACAGUGAUCUUUAUACAGAUGCACCAGGAAGCCCACAGAACAAUGAGCUUCAGCACUCUGAGUCAGUGUCUUCAUUCACCUUGGACCUGGACCUGGAUUUAGGCCCGUCUAUGCUGCUGGAUGUACUGGGGGUGAUGGACGGAUUGGGACUUGACUCCAAUGAGGAAGAUGUGUUCAGUCCCAAAAGUGACACUUCCUCUGUGGGCACAAAGCAGGGAAAAGGAGCCGCCGAGAUGUCUGUGAACCUGCAGAAUGAGCUGAACGGGAAGAACUUGGUUGGGCUGGAUGGAGACCAGGUGGGAGACAGCAGGAUAGCAGAUGGGAAUGGCAUCAAGCCAAAGGGGUUACGACCAAAAGUGCGAUUCAGUGACAAACGAGAGGAGAUCAUUCGCCAAGCGUCCGAAGAGGAAGAGGGUCAAGGGUUUGACUUCCAGGAUGAGGAUCAGCUGGCGUGUCGCAGUCCAACGAGGGGUGAGAGCAUAGUAGGUGGAGGUGAAACCGAGCUCACCAAUCACAAGGUAGAUUUGCCACCUAGUCCGGCCUCGUCACACAGUUCAGAGUAUGAAGGAGUCACCUCAUUGGACAGGAGGAGGGUCGACAACUGCCACUCAGAGACUGAUUCGGAAGAGGAGGAGGAGGAGGAAGUAGGACGGGGCUACACAUUUGAAGAUGAGUUUGAUGAUGAAAUCGGUCUAUAGGGGAUCAGUACGGCUUCCCCUUGAAAACAUCUUUGCUGUCACGUAAAUCAUACUGUAUUUUCCUAAACUCAUCAUUCCAGUAUCAAUUGAAUGGGAGGCUUUGACAGGAUGCAAACUGGAUUUUUCAAGACUCAGUGAAAUAUAAACAGCUCGACGAUGUUGCUCAACUGGAAAAUACAUUUAAUGUUUUAUCUGUAAGGGUAACAGAUUUGCAGAAGUCUGUCACUUUGAUCAGACUUAUCAAUGUGUUAUUUAGGUUAUUACAGUGAAAGGUUUGUAGCACUUUGAUUUACUUCAUUCACCUGGAAGCUUCGCUAUGAAACUGAUGCUCAGUGGAAAGUUUUUGUCUUAUAUUUGUCAUGUAAAACACACACAGGCGCUGUGUUUAUUGAGCUUUAUGUUAUAGUGCCUUAAAGGGAGCUGUAUGCUUACGUUAUUGUACCCUGUGCCAUACCAGUGUCUUAAUACUUAUUUCUCAUAUUGCAUGUUUAUUACAAUCUCCAUGUCGUUUCUUGGUGUUUAAGCUUUCCAAAUGGUUCCCAGAGACCUCGUCAGAAAACAGUUAUCCUGUGUAUAAUCAAUUACUGUGAAUUUUUCACAUUCCAAAUCCGCAAGUGUGACUUUUUCUGGUUCAGACCAAACCAAAUCUGUUUCAUAGUGCAGUUAUUCAGCAUGUUUUCAAGUUUACCAAAGCUUUUCUGUGGGUUGUGGGGCUGGACUGAUACUAAAAUGCUAAGACAAUCAUGGGAUUUUAAAGGUCAAUUGUAAAUCAGGACCAGCGGUGUAUUUUUGUACAUGUUUUUUGCUUGUAUAAUGCUUGCUUUUGAAGAAGUAUUUUAUUUCAUAAUGCUGUAAAAGGGAGAGACCAUUGUCUUCAUCUGUUGAAAAUGCUGGUUUAACACAUGUGUAUUCCUGUGGUUUAAUAAGGAUUACAGUGAAAACAAUAAAACAAUUAUUGGGAUUUUUAAAUAUUCACCA